Temnothorax curvispinosus is the source of this 2217-nucleotide messenger RNA. RefSeq lists its product as uncharacterized. Gene Ontology annotation, molecular function: nucleotide binding; DNA-directed DNA polymerase activity; DNA binding. The record is from RefSeq and is a predicted model, not a curated record. The transcript is spliced from 3 exons. Lineage: Eukaryota; Metazoa; Arthropoda; Insecta; Hymenoptera; Formicidae. The coding region runs from base 1 to 2217 and encodes 738 amino acids. Gene Ontology annotation, biological process: DNA replication.
AUGCCGAGUAAAAAGGAGCGACUUCCCUUCGUGGUGUAUGCCGAUCUGGAAUGCGUGUUGGAGAGAGAGAAGAUAGACGAGGAUGGCUUCAAGAGUUACGCCUAUCAGCAUCACAAAGCGUUCAGCGUGGGAUACUAUCUGUGCAGCGCGUACGAAGAGAUCGCACCCGCGUACAGAUUUUGUCGCGGCGGGGACUGUGUGUCGUGGUUCGUCAACGAGCUCAACGGUAUCGCGCAUCGCGCGAAGAAGAUACUUUCGACGAGCGAUAUAGCUAAUAGCUUCGAGGGUAGCAUCGAUUUAUUACCGCUCACUAAAGAGAGGUACAUAUCGUUCACGAAGAAUGUGAGUGGGACGUUGUCGCGCGGUGGAAACUGCGUGAAGUUGCGAUUCGUGGAUUCGUUCAAAUUUCUCAGCGCCAGUCUAGAGAAAUUGGCGUCGUAUCUCGAUAGGAACAAGCUGAGAAUCACGCGUUUGGGAUUUCCGGAACUGAGCAAAAGCGAUUUUGACCUGCUCACCCGUAAAGGCGUAUUUCCGUAUGAGUACGUUGACGAUUUCGAUAAGUUGCUGGUGACGAAAUUACCGCCGCGAGAGGCUUUUUAUAGUUCGUUGACCGGCGAUACCGUGACCGAUAGCGAAUACGAGCACGCGUGGAACGUCUGGCUUUGUUUUCGCGUGGAAAAUCUCGGCGAGUACAGCGAUCUGUAUCUUAAAACGGACGUGCUUCUCCUGGUGGAUAUCUUCGAAAAUUUUCGUGACACCUGUAUCGAAACUUACAGACUGGAUCCCGCGCAUUACUACACUUUACCGGGAUACACGUGGGACGCGAUGCUGAAGUACACAAAGGUGUCAUUCAAAUUGCUCACCGAUAUUGACAUGAUAAUGUUCGUGGAGCGCGGUAUCCGCGGCGGUCUGAGUCAGUGCUCCAACAGGUACGCGCACGCCAACAACAAAUACAUGCGAUCGUGCGACUCUUCGCGACCGUCGACGUAUCUCAUGUACCUCGACGUGAACAAUCUGUACGGCUGGGCGAUGUGUGAACCGUUGCCGCACACGGAGUUUCAAUGGGUCGACGACGCAGAGAGUCUCGACGUAAUGUCUGUGACAUUGGACUCCGCUAUCGGUUACAUCUUGGAGGUCGAUCUUGCGUACCCGCGUGAACUCCACGACGCUCACGCUGACCUUCCGUUCUGCCCUAUGCGCGAUAAGCCUCCCGAAAAACGGUGCGAUAAACUCCUCGCCACUCUGUGCGAUAAGUCGCGCUACGUGCUGCACUACCGUAAUCUACAGCAAUGCGUAAAACACGGAUUGCGCGUCACGAAGAUUCAUCGCGCGCUGCGAUUCGCGCAAUCUCCAUGGCUUCGCGGAUACAUUGAGCUCAAUACGGAAUUAAGAACUCGCGCUAGCAACGAUUUCGAGAGAGAGAUGUACAAAUUAAUGAACAACGCGGUAUUCGGCAAGACCAUGGAAAACGUGCAAGAUCAUGUCGACGUGCGUCUCGUGACGUGUUGGGAUGAGAGAUACGGCGCGGAAGCGAUGAUCGCGAAACCGAAUUUUCACAGUCGAAGCGUCUUUGCGGAGGAUCUGAUGGCUGUCGAAUUGCGCAGGCUCGAGGUGAGGUUGAACAAACCCAUCUACGUCGGUAUGAGCAUUCUCGAGAUAUCCAAGACGCGCGUCUAUGAUUUUCAUUACGACUACAUGGUGCCCUUGUAUCGCGAAAGAUGUAAGAUAAUGUACACUGACACCGACAGUCUCAUAUAUUUUCUCGAGUGCGACGACGUGUACGAGAAUAUGAAACGCGACAUUGCGAGAUUCGACACGAGCGGCUACCCCGAGAACAACGCGUACUGCAUGCCGCGUGUCAACAAGAAGGUACCCGCUUUGAUGAAGGACGAGAACGACGGCGCUGUCAUGACGGAAUUCGUUGGACUGAGGGCGAAGAUGUAUGCCUUAAAGGUCGAGGGAAAGAGCGACACGAAGAAAAUAAAGGGCGUUAAGAGAAACGUGGUUGCGAGAACGAUAACGUUCAACGAUUACAUGCAUUGCCUGAACGACGCGAUACAGCAGUCUAGGCGUCAGUCGUGUAUUCGUUCGACGUUACACAAGGUGUACACCGUGUCCGAGUUGAAGCUCGCUUUCAGUCCGUACGAUGACAAGAGAUACGUCGUUUUCGGCUCGUACGACACUCUACCGUGGGGGCAUUACAAGAUAUUGUCGUGA